Messenger RNA from Lycium ferocissimum, 1713 nucleotides. RefSeq names its product E3 ubiquitin-protein ligase RGLG3. The transcript has 12 exons. The record is from RefSeq and is a predicted model, not a curated record. Lineage: Eukaryota; Viridiplantae; Streptophyta; Magnoliopsida; Solanales; Solanaceae. Bases 142 to 1404 code for a protein of 420 amino acids.
ACUGACAGCUUUGGAAAGUAUAAAUAUUGAGUACUAGAUAAAGUUCAAAAGUAAUUCCCAGGCCCCAGUAGAUUCACUGUGCAUCUGAAAGUCCUGGAUAUCCUUCAGAGCUCAACAUAACGAAGAAUAUAUUCAUACACAAUGGGGAAUCAAGAGUCUGCCCUAAAUGACACUCACAGUGAUUAUUAUCACCAUAGCCCAGAUCGUGUAAGAAAUCAAAUUGGCUCCAAUACUCAAGAUCAGCCUACUACUUAUGCAGAAAGCUCCGUGGAUUCUAACUAUCGAGCUCAAGUUACAUCAUAUGCCGGAGGUUCAGAUAGAGCGAACUACCAAAGGAGCCAGCAAGCCUCUUACAUAGCUGAUAACUAUAAAUCUUUAGAUGAGGUUGUUACCGCAUUACGAGAAGCAGGCCUUGAAUCGUCAAACUUGAUUCUUGGCAUUGAUUUCACCAAAAGCAAUGAAUGGACAGGGAAGUCUUCAUUUAACAGGAGAAGCCUCCACUCAAUUGGUCACACAGCUAACCCAUACGAGCAAGCCAUCUCUAUAAUUGGGCGAACUUUGUCUCCUUUUGAUGAAGACAACAUGAUACCUUGUUUUGGAUUUGGUGAUGCAACCACACAUGAUCAACAUGUGUUUAGCUUUUACCCUGAUCGUCGCCCUUGCAAUGGAUUUGAGGAAGCUCUUGCAAGAUAUAAGGAAAUUGUUCCUUAUCUGAAAUUAUCAGGUCCAACUUCAUUUGCCCCAAUAGUCAAUGCUGCAAUUGAUAUAGUGGAAGCAAAUAAUGGGCAGUACCAUGUCCUUGUCAUUAUUGCAGACGGACAGGUAACAAGGCCCGUUGACACUCCCCCUGGAAGCCUUAGCCCUCAAGAACAGGCUACUAUGAAUUCUAUUGUUGCUGCUAGUGAAUAUCCUCUUUCAAUUAUUCUGGUCGGUGUUGGAGAUGGCCCAUGGGAUGAAAUGAAACGUUUUGAUGAUAACAUUCCCCAACGGGCAUUUGAUAACUUUCAGUUCGUCAAUUUUACACAAAUCAUGUCUGAGCGUUCAGAGAUGGAAAAGAAGGAAACAGCCUUUGCUCUUGCCGCACUAAUGGAAAUUCCGAUUCAGUACCGAGCCACACAACUUCUUCAAUUCAGAGAAAGCAAAAGAGGCCCUGGGGCAAGGCCACUUCCUCCUCCUCGUGAAGUAAUUGAUCAUGACAAUGCUGUCAAAUCAUUGCCACAUGUGACAAGCUAUGAACCUGUUGACUCUGAAACUGCAGAACAAGUUUGUCCCAUUUGCUUGACAAACCCAAAGGACAUGGCUUUUGGAUGCGGUCAUUUGACGUGCAAGGAAUGUGGAGUCACAUUAACAUUGUGUCCUAUAUGCCGAGAGCCCAUUAGAACUCGCAUAAGACUGUACGGCUAGAUAUGCAAAACGAUCUCCUCAACUACCUAAACUCUGCAGUUUCUCCAGGAUGUCAACAUAAAAUGUUAUUCCCGGGGGUGUAAACUUUCCUUGUUCCUUGGAGAAGAGCCCUCUGGUUGUUGUUAUAUGAUAGAUGACAUGAAAUAUAUCAAAACUGUAAAUUAGCUGUAACCUAUGUAUAGCUUAUCUGGAGUUCCUCACCUGUUAUAUUGUUUUUUGUUUAUGCACAUUUUUAGUACCUAUCUAGCAAUAUGUACAUAACUAAAUGUAUGAUAGACUUGUAUGUUGAUUUUUUUGAUAUUCUUGUCA